Molecule: messenger RNA, 506 nt
Organism: Sapajus apella (tufted capuchin)
Lineage: Eukaryota; Metazoa; Chordata; Mammalia; Primates; Cebidae
Product: 60S ribosomal protein L36a-like
Exons: 1
Coding region: 80-400 (106 amino acids)
Biological process (GO): translation
Cellular component (GO): cytosolic large ribosomal subunit; ribosome
Molecular function (GO): structural constituent of ribosome
Source: RefSeq, a predicted model, not a curated record
GGCGAGAGCUGUGCGAGGCAAGUGUCUUGGACGCUGUUUCUGGUUUUCAUCACACAGACAGACCAGCUCUUCUGCAAAGAUGGUCAACGUACCUAAAACCCGAAGAACCUUCUGUAAGAAGUGUGGCAAGCAUCAGCCUCACAAAGUGACACAGUAUAAGAAGGGCAAGGAUCCCUUGUAUGCCCAGGGAAAGAGGCGCUAUGAUCGGAAGCAGAGUGGCUAUGGUGGGCAGACAAAGCCAAUUUUCCGGAAGAAGGCCAAGACCACAAAGAAGAUUGUGCUCCGGCUGGAAUGUGUUGAGCCUAACUGCAGGUCCAAGAGGAUGCUGGCCAUUAAGAGAUGCAAGCAUUUUGAACUGGGAGGAGAUAAGAAGAGAAAGGACCAAGUGAUCCAGUUCUAAACUUUGGGACUUUUUCUUUUAACAUUGGAAAGAAAAUGUUGAAGCCGUAGAAAAAUUACCUGUUGGAAAAUAAAUACAGUGAUAUUCUUACGCAAAAAAAAAAAAA